UAGUCCGAAUUGAUACUACCUAAACACUUUCAAAUAGAGACGAAUCAAUAUCAAGAGCAAAUCAUUUAUUAAUGUCACAACUGUCAACGAUAACAAUAGCGGAUUAUUGACAAUGCACUCAAUAGCCAACACUGGAAGCACACAUUCACCAGCAAUCAUGCGAAAUGAAGACCCAUCAGAAGAUUAACAACCUUUUAGCAAACAAAGCUUCAUAUUCGUCUAUCUCACUCAUUCGUCCUUGUUAAUAUGUUGCUGUACGUUGAAUGCUUCCAACCAUGGCCAACCCAGACGUGCUAUGAAUAAAGAUAUUAAAGUCAUCCAUGUGUUGUUUGCCUUUGACCUGACUUGCGGGUCAGAACCGAUGGAAUCGUUGGCCGAAAUUGUAAUCGCACUGCUAAGAAAUUCCCUUGACGCAAACAGCUCCUGCAUCGCAAUUCGAAUCUGCUUGGAAUUAUUCUGGUUACAAGUAUUGGAUAACGGGAACGGAAUUAGCAGGGAAGACCUUGAGAGCAUUGGACAUUGCUGCGUGCUGAACAUUGACUUCGAAAAAAAGAAACCAACGAAGCGGUAUGCCCGCUUGACCAGCUCGUCCUUAUCGGAAAUCAUCGGCCAGUGUGAGGAAGUUUUAAUCGAAUCGCUCGAUAUAAACGCACCGGUAGACACUAAAUCUUCCUCCAGACUGUUCAAACAAGAGUCCGUUGCAGGAUCACAGCGGAAUUUCCAGUCUGUGUCCCAGUAUCUUCAUACUCGCAACACCAGAGGCACAACUGUCACACUGAAAAACAUCUUCUACAAUGAACCCGAGCGUCAACACAAUCGCCGAUGGAUCCAACAGGAUUACCGCCGGCUUCUGGCAGAUUUGCGUUUACUUGCACUGAUCCAUCACGACCGGUCGUUUACGUUGCAGGAUCUUACCACAACGGAGGUAGUUUUCCGGAGCAAGAAGAUUGCCGCCCUGCUGCCAAAGUAUUGCGAGCUCUAUGGGCUAACCGAAUCGGAUGUUGAUGUGAUCACUUGCCGCAAGGACGGCAUUCUUGUUGAGUGCUUUUUCAGUCGUCGUGAAGCACGUCCAGCGCUGGAACCGAUACAGGUUACGUUUAUAAACGGUCAACCCGCCGGCACACUGCUACCGACAGUGAAUGAAAUUCUUACCCAACAUCGGCAAGCUAUAGAUUUUCUAAUAGUUGUGACUUUUCCCAACAAUGAGUUGCUAACCCAGCAAAAUGAGCCAAUCAUACGGAAUUGUUUGUCUCGCUGUCUAAAACAGUACCGGAAUUGCUUGAAACGCAAACACAAAGCAGAGGUGGUUGCCGCUAAAAACCCGAACGAAUCUCCCAGCCGACGGCAGACCAGUUCAAAAUUGUUAAAAAUUGCAAUGAUGCCUCGGCAGGACGAUGAAGACAUUCUCUAUGGACUCAGCCAACCGAACCCUGCUCGAGAAACGACGUUUCGUAAGUGUAGUGAAUGGCUGCAAACGAAUAAUUUUGACCUACAACUGGAAGCCAUGUCAGAAAUGCGACAGAAAGUCGACUUUUUCGGUACUGUUGUACCGCCAAAUCACGCCGUACAACAACACAACAAAAAAUCGACGACGACUUUGAAAAACAAACCCCCAGACAUGUUACCGGUACCCAGGUUUUACCCCGUGCCAGAUGAGAAGAAGUUGGAAACCACUCCGGUUUUCCGAAGAAAACGUAUUAAACAAGAACCAGCGUUUGCGGUGAAAAAUGAUGCUUAUUCACUCAAGCCGCCAGAGGUGGUGAGUCGCAAACAUCCACAACGAAAAGAACGAGACUCAUUUCUCAACAUUGUACCGAAACCACUGGAUGGCAGUUUGUCAUUUUCCCAUCAGGAUUUUUUUGGACUAUCGACAGAAAACAAACACAGUAAAAAAAAUGAAAAUUCUCCGAUACCAGUUGCUGCUUCUGAUUCUUUUGCAAAAAUUAUGGAGGAAUCAAAGCAAAAUAAACAAGAUUCAGAUUCUCUUAACCUGUCAAAUGUUAGCUACGUAGAUAAAAAAUCAACCUCGGUUUCUUCAAAAGAUCUUUUCCUAGGAAGAGACUCAAACCAACCAAAUCGGGAGCUUUCACCUAUACUGAAAAUCGAUGCAACUAUCGCAGCAGGACGCGAUACCCCUCCCAGUCCUUUAAUGGAGCCGCUCUUCCUGUAUCCACCUCCGCUGGAAAACGACCGAUACGGGCUUUAUUCCCCGAAGCCGCGAUACUGGAAAAGAGAUAUAAUCGAAGCUUACAAGAGCUUUCAACGUGCCUGCUGGGAAACAACUCAGCACUUCCGACUGGCCAAGGAGAGCGAAUCGGGCGACGAUUCCGACGGAUGCCAUUACUGUUCUCACAGUCCCAAAAGUCGGGAAAUAGAAAUGCUUCGCCAGCCCUUCCAUACCGCAAGGGAUAUAUUCGCCAACAUCGGCGCCAGGAAAUGAUAAAUGCCACCAAUAUUUAGUCUGCCAUGAGUUCGCCUAUCGCAAACAUGCAAUUUUUUAAGCCAAUGAUAUGGUGUUAAGAGCUUAUAUGAAAAAUUAACCUUAAAACACACAUAUUUUUUUGUUUACAC
Wyeomyia smithii (pitcher-plant mosquito) is the source of this 2571-nucleotide messenger RNA. RefSeq lists its product as uncharacterized. NCBI's taxonomy places the organism in Eukaryota, Metazoa, Arthropoda, Insecta, Diptera, Culicidae. Gene Ontology annotation, biological process: mismatch repair. Gene Ontology annotation, cellular component: mismatch repair complex. The coding region runs from base 296 to 2440 and encodes 714 amino acids. The transcript is spliced from 4 exons. Gene Ontology annotation, molecular function: ATP hydrolysis activity; ATP-dependent DNA damage sensor activity. The record is from RefSeq and is a predicted model, not a curated record.